GGUUAGUGGACUGGAUAUAUAUAUAUAACAAGUGUAUUAGAGAUAUUCUGAGAGAGUCAUCACCAUGUCAACUCCAGAAGAGUACCACAUAUUGCAAGCGGUAUUCAGUGCGUCAAAACGGACUAUUCCAAUUAGUAUCCAAAUUCAAAGGAAUGAAAAAUUGUCAAGAGGAAGGACGUCAUUGCUGCAACUAGGGAAUUGCAGAAUUGCAGCAAAAGCAGACAUUAACAACAUUGGAAAAUUGACGCCACCAAUGCUGAAGGUCAAAGAUUUUGACAAGGCAGACGUGGGCGAUGUGUCGCCUAAUAUGUAUCGAAUCAUAGACAAUAAAUACGUAAAGUCUGUUACUAAGACAAUUGUAUUCACUUUCCCUCAGUUUUUAUCUUAUUUAUCUUCUUUGGUUUGUCAACUUUAGUAGCAUACUUUAGUUACUUUUCAUUGGACAUAUUUUGUUAAAAGCGAACAAUUUGAAAGUAAAAAUUGUUCAUACAUUAAAUGUGCAAUAAAUCAUGAAUUUUAAUUUUCCAGA
This is a messenger RNA of Owenia fusiformis, 529 nucleotides long. The record is from the annotation of a GenBank genome assembly. Lineage: Eukaryota; Metazoa; Annelida; Polychaeta; Sabellida; Oweniidae.